This is a messenger RNA of Rotaria sp. Silwood1, 1224 nucleotides long. Lineage: Eukaryota; Metazoa; Rotifera; Eurotatoria; Philodinida; Philodinidae. The record is from the annotation of a GenBank genome assembly.
AUGUACAUGUUUUUCACCGAGUAUGCACAAAAACCGUAUGAUCACAAAAUGGCUCGUCGUCAAGAUCGUAAAGUGAUUAAAAUUGAGGCAGCCUAUGGAUCAGACCGUCAAACAUUUAUUGUUAAACGGAAUUAUGAUUUACGUGUACGUGAUGUUCAAGAAGAUGCAGCAACAACAUUUCGAAUACCUAUUGAUCAAUUAAUUCUUUAUUGGAAGGGUCGAAAUAUUUGUGAUACACCUAAUGAAUUUUUGGAAACAUUAGGUAUUGAAAAUAAUCAUACGAUGCGUGUCUGUCGAGGAGAUGAUCCUGCACAACAAAAUAGACAACGAGAAUUACGUUCUUAUGCUACAAUGGAUCAACAAUAUUCAUCAUCAAAUGAUAUUUAUAGACAACAACAACAACAACAGCAACCCUAUUACCCUCAAUAUCAACAACAAGUUUAUUCAAAUUAUCCAACAAUGUAUGAUCAACAACAACAGCAACAAUAUAUGGCUAGUCCACGUCCAAAUAUAUCGGGUCCUGUUGCUGCUAGUUAUGUAAUCAAUUUACAAAUCGGUUUUGGUGAUCGUGUUGAAGGUCUUGUUAUUGGUCGACCACACCCAGUAACAGUUUAUGAUUUACAAGUUGAAUUACAACAACGUUUUAACAUUCCACUACUUGAACAAAAUGUUUCAUAUAAUGGAAUGUCAUUAACACAAUUUCCACCUGAUAUUUCACUUGAUGCAAUUGGAAUUGUUAAUAAUUCAUUUGUUUCACUUUGGUAUAAAAAUUUUGUUCCUCAAAAUCAACAACUGUCGAAUGAUUAUUAUUCUCCAAGACAACAAGUACAAAUGCCAUAUUCUAACGAUGGAUCUCAAACAGCACGUAGUGAUAUGUCAUCAAGGCGAAUGGAUUUCAACAGCAGCAGUGGAAACGAGACGUUGCCAAAUGCUAGUAACCAGGAAGUACUCAAAAUUGAAGUAUUUCAUGGUUCUGAUCGACAUGUACUGAUUUUACGUAGCGCAAAUAAUGUACGUAUUAUAGAUUUAAUGGAAGAAUUACAACGUAUAACAACUGUUCCGAUUCAAAAUCAAAAACUUUAUUAUCGUGGACAAGAAUUACAAAUCAUGAGAGAACGUUCAUUACGUGAUGUAGGCAUUGAUAAUAAUGCUCAAGUGAGAUUAAUUGGUGAUCCAGUAAAACCAAGAUACGAAGCAAUGAUUACAGGAAAUCGAGCUAAUUAA